CUUUUUCUCUCACAUGACUGAAAUGCGUGCAUUAUAUGGUGCGGUGUCGUACGGGUGAAAAUAGCUCGCGUACAUAUGUACACACACAUUUCGCACGAGGACCCAUCGCACCGGAUGAGAGUAUCGGACGGCAGCGAUUUUCAAUCAUGAGGGCCGUCGUCCGCGGUCGCUGUCGCGCUCUCGCGUGAUACAAGAAAAGUGCUCCGCUCUCCGCGUUUGACGUAUGAGAAGAUGGUGACUGACCGAUAGCGCGCGAGGCCUUUGAUGAUAACGCAAAUCCCGAAUAUUUCCACUUGCUGCCGCGGCCGCGCAGCAAAGAUAAGAGAUCCGCAAUCGUGCGAGGAAUGGGCGGCGGGUCGUCGUCGAGGGUAUCGUGAGCGUCGCUCCGAGGCACCGAUUAUACGAUAUCGCAAGAGAGUGAUUCAGUGAGAAAAUUAUGACCUCUUCAAAGUAAUUUGAAUCGCAAUAAAUUUCUUACAAUGUCUCAUUGCGAGGAAGAUGCGGCGUCCCCUGGUUUUCACCAAUUAAGCAUCACAAUUGAAGGAGCGAUACUGAGGAGUUCAACCUUUUUGAAGCCUAAUCCAUACAUAGAGUUCUCAGUUGAUGAUAAAAGUCCUCGUAAAACUGAAGUGUCAAAGUCCACAUAUCAGCCAAAAUGGAACGAGGAAUUUACUAUACUCGUUACACCAUAUUCACAAUUGCAUUUUCGAUUACUUGACCAUAGUACAUUUCGCAAAGAUACAUUGAUAGGAGAAAAACGGAUAAACCUGUUUCAAGUGUUAUCGCAUUAUAAUGGGAAACUAGAAAAUUUAGAAUUGACGUUUGAUUUAAUGAGCGAGAGCAAGCACGAUUCUCAACUGUGUAAAGUCGGUGAAUUGAUUACGGUAUUCGAUGGACUUAGAAUUGAUACCACUAACGAGAUACCGGUGAAUGUUAAUGAACCAUCUUGCCAAAUACAAUCUGAUGGUGCCGCAAACGAUACACUUAAUAACCGAAGUAUUCUCAAUGGUGGAGUCCGUGCACGAAUGAGAUUACAUAGUUCGGAGAAUCUUGCACCGUCUAUAUAUCGUGGUUUGACAAAUAUUCACCUUAGUCCCAGUUACAAUGGUGGAAACAGUCAAGCAAACAGUAACAAAAAUGUUGGAUUUUCUACUACGAUCCCAAAUGCGGAUGGUACAUCGAGUAGCAACGUUGGUAAUAGCCCCAGCAGUAGCAGCCUUUCCACAAGUAUCUUGGUGAACGGCCACGCGAUUCCAAUGGCCGAUAAAUCUAUGAUGUCGCCAGGAAACCGGCAUCCCACGGACGUACGAACUUUCGCAGGCAGAUCGACCGUUAAAGAGCAACCGUCGGCGUCGGCUAAUUCAUCGGAGGGCCGAGUGUACACAUGGAGUAAUUACAGCAACGUGGAUCAAUCCGCGAUAGUUAAAUCGGAUUCACGUGGCCCACUGCGAUCAGAACAGUCUCCUUCAAUAAUACCUGGGCAACAGAUUUGCGCGGAUGUCCGUGGGAUUCCUCGGCAAGAUCAAUCUAUGCUUUCUAACAUGGACAGUUCCAGUGCUUCUCAAACAGAUGCGAGUGCAUCGUCACUCGUGGACGCAUGUGGCGGUGCUGGUGCACUACGGAUAGAACAACCGAUCGUCGCAGCUCAUCCAGAUGGCCGUGUAAUGACACGUUCGGAACAAUCGACGAAUGUUCUUUUAGCAGAUGAUCUGCACGAUUUGCGCGGAGCGAGACAAUCGGAUCAGUCUGCAAACAUUCGACGAACGAGUAUGUCAAAUGAGGAUCAACGCGCGAUGAGACAACAGUCAGAACAACCCACGAACAUUCGUGUGACCGAGGAUCUGACGCGGGGAAUGAGGCAACCCGAGCAGUCCAUGAGUGUUCGUGCGGGUGAGGAUUUGCGUGCGAUAAGACAGUCGGAGCAAUCUACGAAUGUUCGCCCGCAAGAAGAUUUGCGAGCUCCACGUGCGGAGCAAUCGAUGAAUGCGGCGCCGCUUGUGGAUCUACGUGUGGGACGCGAAACCGCAUCGCGUAGUCAACAAAACGCGAGUGCCCCACUGACAGAUAGUCGUGCUGUAGUUUUUCGAUCGGAACAAUCGGCAGUGAUCCCUCUCACUGAUGGACGAACAAUUCCUAUUGUGGAACAUAUGUCUCCUAUUGCGCCACCAGAUUCUCGUUCCAGUAUACCGCGAAUUCCGCAGACCGCACCUUCAUUGUCAAAUCAAUCCGUCGCUGCAGCCGUACCUGGGCAAUCUGUCACGCAACCAGGAUCCUCUGUAGUGCUCGCUGAAGAUAUCAGUCAUUCCGAAGAACCGCUACCGCCCGGUUGGGAAAUGAGAUACGAUUUAUAUGGGAGAAGAUACUAUGUCGAUCACAAUACUCGAAGCACAUCUUGGGAGAGACCACAGCCUUUGCCUCCUGGAUGGGAAGUUCGUCGAGAUCCAAGAGGUAGAAUUUAUUACGUUGAUCAUAAUACAAGAAGCACCACGUGGCAAAGGCCAAAUACGGAACGAUUGCAACAUUUCCAACAUUGGCAAGGUGAAAGACAAUAUGUCGUUCAACAAGGCAAUCAAAGAUUUCUUUAUCCUCAGGCUCACGGUAGUCAAGCUUCUGCCGGCCCAUCGACGUCUAUGGUUGAUGACGACGACGCUCUGGGACCAUUACCGGCUGGUUGGGAAAAACGGAAACAACCAGAAGGAAGAGUUUAUUAUGUAAAUCAUAAGAACCGUACUACGCAAUGGGAGGAUCCUCGAACGCAAGGUCAAGAAACUGGAAUGGACGAACCACCAUUGCCGGACGGCUGGGAAAUACGAUUAACAGAAGAUGGAGUUCGAUAUUUUGUGGAUCACAAUACUCGAACAACAACAUUUCAGGAUCCGAGACCUGGUGCGCCCAAAGGCCCGAAAGGCGUAUAUCGCGUUCCGAGAGCAUACGAAAGAUCAUUCCGAUGGAAACUGUCUCAAUUCCGAUUCUUGUGCCAGACUAAUGCGCUGCCUAAUCAUAUUAAGAUUAGUGUUAGUCGGCAGACAUUGUUUGAAGAUUCUUAUCAUCAAAUAAUGAACGCGGAAGCUUUUGCACUAAGACGGCGAUUAUAUAUAAUAUUUAAAGGAGAGGAAGGUCUGGAUUAUGGAGGUGUAUCUAGGGAAUGGUUUUUCUUAUUAAGCCAUGAAGUUUUAAAUCCGAUGUAUUGCCUAUUUGAGUAUGCCAAUAAAAGCAAUUACAGUUUACAAAUAAAUCCAGCAUCGUAUGUCAAUCCUGACCAUUUGCAGUAUUUCAAAUUUAUAGGAAGAUUUAUUGCAAUGGCUCUUUAUCAUGGCCGAUUUAUAUAUAGUGGAUUUACGAUGCCCUUUUAUAAGCGCAUGUUGAAUAAAAAAUUAGUAAUGAAGGAUAUAGAAUCCAUUGAUCCGGAAUUCUACAAAUCCCUCGUGUGGAUAAAAGAAAAUAACAUCGAUGAAUGUGGCCUAGAAUUAUAUUAUAGCGUGGAUUUUGAGAUUCUUGGUCAAGUGAUACAUCACGAGUUGAAGGAAGGUGGUGAUAAAGUUAGAGUAGGUGAAGACAAUAAGGAAGAAUAUAUCAGGUUGAUGACAGAGUGGAGGAUGACAAGGGGUAUAGAGGAACAAACAAAAGCAUUUUUAGAAGGCUUUAAUUCAGUCGUGCCACUUGAGUGGCUCAAAUAUUUCGAUGAACGUGAACUGGAGCUCAUGCUUUGUGGUAUGCAGGAGAUAGACGUUGAAGACUGGCAGCGCAAUACUAUUUAUAGACAUUACACUCGUAACAGUAAACAGAUCCUCUGGUUUUGGCAGUUUGUGACGAGAACAGAUAGUGAAAAAAGAGCUAGAUUGUUGCAGUUUGUAACUGGUACUUGUCGCGUACCGGUUGGUGGAUUUGCCGAACUGAUGGGGAGCAAUGGGCCGCAAAGAUUUUGUAUAGAGAAAUUCGGAAAAGACACCUGGCUACCAAGAUCACAUACCUGUUUCAAUAGACUAGAUUUGCCACCUUAUAAAAGCUACGACCAAUUAGUAGAGAAACUCAACUACGCAAUUGAAGAAACGGAAGGUUUUGGCCAAGAAUAAUUGCAAACAUAUUAAUUAAUGAUCAAUGUGGUAGGUACACUACAUUUCUGUACGAUUAGUGGAUGACAAAAACAAAAUUUAACGUGGUGUCAGAAACAGAUAUAAACGAUUCUAUGCUACAUUCGAAAUCUGUUUGAGGCAGCUAUAAUUAACAUUGUAAAAGUUGCAAAUAAUUGAAAAUGUGUAUAGAUAUAUUGUUCCAAAAAUUUGUAUGAAAUGUCG
This is a messenger RNA of Temnothorax curvispinosus, 4295 nucleotides long. RefSeq names its product E3 ubiquitin-protein ligase Su(dx) (gene Su(dx)). Bases 480 to 4073 code for a protein of 1197 amino acids. The transcript is spliced from 12 exons. The record is from RefSeq and is a predicted model, not a curated record. Gene Ontology annotation, molecular function: protein binding; ubiquitin-protein transferase activity. Lineage: Eukaryota; Metazoa; Arthropoda; Insecta; Hymenoptera; Formicidae.